Molecule: messenger RNA, 1122 nt
Organism: Drosophila obscura
Lineage: Eukaryota; Metazoa; Arthropoda; Insecta; Diptera; Drosophilidae
Product: trypsin-1
Exons: 3
Coding region: 1-1122 (373 amino acids)
Biological process (GO): proteolysis
Molecular function (GO): serine-type endopeptidase activity
Source: RefSeq, a predicted model, not a curated record
AUGAAAUUCAAUCCGCAAACGUUUCUGUUCGCUGUGUGUCUGGGAUUUUGCUUAAACUGGAGCUCUGCUGUCUAUAAUUAUAGAGCACCUCCUCGCGGUUAUUUCUACCCCAAACCAGAACGACUGCCACCUCUGCCAGUCAAUGGCAGUUCGACUGCGACACCGGGUUCCGGCCUACCGCCCGGAGUGCAAUCGGAUUUCAUUGAUGAUCUGAUUGAGGGCCAUAAGCAGCAAAUCUUAUCGAGUGUCUUGGGCGGGGCCAGUGAGACUCCGUUGGAUUCGGCCUCCUCGUCGUUUUCCACCACCUCAGGCCCCUUCUCGCCCCUGGAGGGCGGCGGCGCAAAGGCGUUCCGCGUCAAUCGCUGUGCCAGCUGCACCUGCGGCGUGCCUAACGUCAAUCGAAUUGUGGGCGGCACCCAAGUGCGGACCAACAAGUACCCGUGGAUUGCACAGAUCAUACGCGGAACUCUCCUCUUCUGCGGCGGAACUUUGAUCAAUGAUCGCUAUGUCCUGACUGCGGCUCACUGUGUCCAUGGCAUGGAUAUGCGGGGCGUGUCAGUGCGUCUCCUUCAGUUGGAUAGGAGCUCGACCCACUUGGGAGUGACGCGAUCGGUGGCCUUUGCCCAUGCCCAUGCCGGCUACGAUCCUGUCAGCCUGGUCCAUGACAUUGCCCUGCUGCGACUGGACCAGCCGAUUCCCCUGGUGGAUAUGAUACGGCCGGCCUGCUUGCCCACCAACUGGCUGCAGAACUUUGACUUCCAGAAUGCCAUCGUGGCGGGAUGGGGCCUGAGCGGGGAGGGUGGCUCCACUUCGAGUGUCCUGCAGGAGGUGGUCGUGCCCAUCAUCACCAAUGCUCAGUGCCGGCUUACUUCCUACAGGUCCAUGAUUGUGGAAACUAUGCUCUGUGCUGGCUAUGUCCAAUAUGGAGGUCGCGAUGCUUGUCAGGGUGACAGCGGUGGUCCACUGAUCGUCAGGGACGGUCGCAUCUUCCGUCUGGCUGGAGUGGUGUCCUUCGGCUAUGGCUGCGCCAAGCCCGAUGCCCCCGGUGUCUACACUCGCGUCUCUCGGUAUUUGGAUUGGAUCGCCGUCAAUACUAGAGACUCGUGCUAUUGUAUUAAUUAG